This is a messenger RNA of Podarcis muralis (Common wall lizard), 2037 nucleotides long. The record is from RefSeq and is a predicted model, not a curated record. NCBI's taxonomy places the organism in Eukaryota, Metazoa, Chordata, Lepidosauria, Squamata, Lacertidae.
GCUGUGUCAAUUGGGUGACCGGGAACACAGGGCGCCCGCCUGAAGGAGACGCUGGGCAGGCAGGGCUGCCUUGUUUUGCUCACGGGGCCAGGUCUUCCUGGAGGAAAGGCGAGGGAGGCCGGUGGGAGGGAGAGAACUUUUGGAAGUUAGAACAUUAAGGACUUCUUAUAUCUAGGGGGAAGGGGUCGCCAGCCUCAGGGCUUGAUAGUCUCACUAGGGGCUGGCGCAUAAUUGAUAUUUCCAAACGAAAAAACCCUGCUGUGUUUUACUUCCUGUAUACCUCAGAUUCUUGCGAAACCCUGUGAGGAAUGAAGAUGUAACAGGAAAAUCAUGUUGCUAAAAGUACACACGUUUAGUAGGAAAGUGUUCAGUAGCUUGUUGCACUGCCCUGGCUUGGGUGUUACCUGCCUUGGGAUGGGAAAAAGUUUAAUCCAGCAGCUUCCGUGUAGAAACUUCCACGUCUCCUGCCAAAGAUGUACGAUGAUGCCAUCCUGGGUGAUUGACCGUUACGGAAAGAAUGAUGUGCUGCGAUUCACAAAUAACAUGAUGUUCCCUUUAAUCAACUUCCCUAAUGAAGUGAUUAUUAAAGUUCAUGCUGCAAGCUUAAAUCCCAUAGAUGUUAACAUGCGAAGUGGUUAUGGAGCUGCUGCUAUAAGGAUGAAGCGGGAUCCGUUGCACAUCACAAGCACAGGCAGUGAGUUCCCUCUCACACUUGGUCGGGAUGUUUCUGGAGUUGUGAUGGAGUGUGGACUAGACGUGAAAUAUUUCAGACCUGGAGAUGAGGUAUGGGCAGCAGUUCCUCCCUGGAAACAAGGCACUUUGUCAGAGUUUGUUCUGGCAAGUGGAAAUGAGAUCUCUAAAAAGCCCAGAUGUCUCAGCCACACUCAAGCAGCUUCCUUACCUUAUGCUGGUCUAACAGCAUGGUCUGCCAUUCGCCACGCUGGGGGGCUAAAUCAGGAUAAUUGCAGCAAUAAGAGAGUAUUGAUCUUUGGUGCAGCAGGUGGAGUAGGUACCUUUGCUAUACAGCUAAUGAAAGCCUGGGGUGCUCAUGUGACAGCAGUUUGUUCCCAAGAUGCCAGUGAACUCGUGAAACGUCUCGGAGCAGAUGAUGUGAUCGACUACAAAUCUGGAAGUGUGGAAGAACAGCUGAAAACGUUACCGCUGUUUGAUUUUAUCUUAGAUAAUGUUGGUGGAUCCACUGAAAAAUGGGCUCCUGAUUUCCUCAAAAAAUGGUCAGGAGCCACCUAUGUCUCCUUGAUAACCCCCUUCUUGGUCAACAUGGACAGGCUUGGUGUAGCGGAUGGCAUGUUACGGACUGGAAUGACGUUCGGUUCAAAAACUUUCAAGCAUCUUUGUAAAGGGGUUCAUUACCGGUGGGCAUUUUUUGCACCAAGCGGCCCUUAUCUGGACGAAAUAGCUGAUCUCGUUGAUGCAGGAAAGAUACAUCCAGUUAUUGAUCAAGUUUUCUCCUUUUCUGAUGUUCCCAAGGCCUUCCAGAAGAUGGAAGAAGGGCAUGCACGUGGAAAAACGCUGCAGACUGAAGGCAUUCUUACAGUGAUUCUAGAAGGCUUUUCAACCAACACGUAUGCUGGUUCAGCACAACUGACUGCUGAACAAUCUGUAGAUGUGAAGACUGAUGGGGUCAGCAGCAGAAUCCAAACAACUGACAUACUGCAGUAUGAUUGUAUAUUUUUUCUUCUACUGUUUCCUGCCUUUAUGCUAAAUUGGGCAAUCAGUAGUGCCUAGAUGCAGCCAUGAUCUUCUCAUUCCAGAUUCAUUUUGAUCAUUUGGUUAGAGAAAUGCAGCAUGCUAAUGACAUCUCACUUUAUUGAAAAGAUAAUCUUUUUUUCUGGAAAAUAGUCAUUUCCAAUUCAAGCUAUUCUUUGUUCUAACAACAAAAUGUAUGUAGGUAUGUAUAUAAAUCAAACCAGUAUCAAACAAAAGAAAGCAAAGCAAAAAUCAAUUUGACUUUCUAGUUACACAAAGCAUGCAGACAGACUUCUAAAAGUAGGUAAACAACAUUAAACACACCUCAAU